This is a messenger RNA of Penicilliopsis zonata CBS 506.65, 942 nucleotides long. RefSeq lists its product as hypothetical. The coding region runs from base 1 to 942 and encodes 313 amino acids. The record is from RefSeq and is a predicted model, not a curated record. The transcript is spliced from 3 exons. NCBI's taxonomy places the organism in Eukaryota, Fungi, Ascomycota, Eurotiomycetes, Eurotiales, Aspergillaceae.
AUGAUUACUACUCGGGGAGGGAAAACGCGGCGACAAGCGGAACUGCGCGCCAAAUAUGAGGCUGCGGUAGAAUCUCUGAUGGACGAAAUCUCUGCCGGGGACAAAGAGACCUUCUCCUCACUAGAGCUCCAGAAUAUGGGCGUGGACCUGAUUCCGUUCGACUUGGAGGACAAUGAGUUCUUAGAAUCGUACGCUUGUCUGUUCCAACCUCGUUCCACAGAGUUUAUUGCCGAUUACCACGUCGAGAUGUCGCAAGUGUCAGGUCAAGGGGCUCUCAGCGCCUUAGAGUUCCCUGACUUUUCACCAGAUGGAGACAAACUGCUCUCGACUCCCCUGAAAGCUGCCGACCAGAUCUUCAUGGGAGACGAUCCCUUUUACGAAAUGGACGGAUGGUACCCCAGACCGUUCAACAAGACUUCGAUGCCAGACUGGGAAUACUUGAAACUUGUGCAGUACUAUUCCAAGGAUCUUGAAAUAGUCAAAACCAUACCACACGUUCAGCUCUUCAUGGCCAAUGAAUUUGUUGUCCAAGACAACAACAUCGAGUCUGCGCUUCUGCCGGGCGAGAUUGGGCCUGUGGCCCAGGCAAUCCAAGCCCGUCUACGUCAGACUGAAUUCCAAAAAACAUCUCUCUUCCCUGUCCAGGUGUUCUCCUUUUUUGGCCCCCGCCAUGGCCGUAUCAUCCAGGCUCAUUUCAAUCCCUCUGGCCGGCUGGUUAUGCGCGUCUCGCAGACCUAUAGCUUUGAACGCAAGGACGAAGACCUCGCCAGGCGCUUUCUGUGCUUCCGGAUGUGUCAGCCGGGUGCUGGGGAAAAAUACGAAUUCCACACGGACCAGGGCUCGCCGGGUAUACCACAAAGUCUUUCUAGUCCCAUGCAAGAGAAUAUGAAUUCCCAUCUGCCAGUUUCACUCCCAGCCCGGGCAGCGAGAAUGGUAAUCUAA